Molecule: messenger RNA, 1743 nt
Organism: Brassica napus (rape)
Lineage: Eukaryota; Viridiplantae; Streptophyta; Magnoliopsida; Brassicales; Brassicaceae
Product: ATP-dependent DNA helicase RRM3-like
Exons: 2
Coding region: 1-1743 (580 amino acids)
Biological process (GO): telomere maintenance; DNA repair
Molecular function (GO): DNA helicase activity
Source: RefSeq, a predicted model, not a curated record
AUGAGCGAGGACAUACUUCACAAGAGGCAAAGGAUCUUCGGCCACUCAAAUCUGGAACUGGACGAUGAGACCCUUGAGCAGUACACGUUAAUCGAAGUGGAAAAGUUGAUGCGCAUGCAAGACCGUUCUUUAAACGAUAUUAAAGAGAUGCCUAAGAUCAAACCUGUUUUGCUAAAAGAAUUGGGGAACAGUUUGUGGAACCAAGAAAUGGAUUACGAUGUCGCCGAAGAAACGCUCAGACAUGACAGUCAGUAUAACUUGCUUAACACCGAGCAGCGUGCGACUUACGAAUCAGUAUUAAACUCUGUUGAUAAAAAGGAUGGAAAACUAUUCUUUGUACAUGGCGCAGGGGGCACAGGAAAAACAUUCCUCUAUCAAACCAUCAUAUCCAGACUUCACUCGAGGAAACAAAUCGUUCUCCCGGUAGCUUCUUCAGGAAUAGCCGCACUGCUACUACCAAACGGAAGAACAGCUCAUUCACGCUUUAAUAUUCCUUUGAAACUCGCCGAAGAUAAGCUCUGCAACAUCAAACCAGGUACGAUGCUCGCUGAACUCAUUGAUAAAACGGACCUCAUAAUCUGGGAUGAGGCACCUAUGACGCACAAACAUGCCUUCGAAGCACUUGACAAAACUUUGAAGGACAUAAUGUCUAUCAAAAAUCCCCACGCAAUGGAUCAAACUUUUGGCGGAAAAACUGUUUUGUUAGGUGGUGAUUUUAGACAGAUCCUUCCGGUAGUUCCACAAGGAAGUAGAGCUGAUAUUGUCUUAGCUUCGAUAAGCCAUUCAUAUCUAUGGAACUUCUGCCACAAGUUCUCUUUGAAGACAAAUAUGCGAGUCAACCAGGACGAAACAGAGUUCUCUGAUUGGCUUCUCAAAGUCGGUGAAGGUCGUCCAGAAUCAGUACAGCAGGAUGAGGACGAUGGCUACCAUAACCAAAUGGUAAACAUCGACCCCUCAUUGGUCCAAGAGACUAAAGAUGAGUCAUUAAAGCAAGUUGUCAAUGCAGCGUAUGGUGAUAUCAACCAAAUAGAGGCCUCCCAAAGAUCCUACACCGAUAAAGCUAUCCUAACACCCCGAAAUGAUACAGUCGAUGAAAUCAAUGCGUAUACAAUCUCCAAAACCGACGGAGAGUCAAAAGACUACUACAGGUACGAUAGCUUUGAGGUUUCGGAAACUCAAUCUAACCAAAAUGAUACACUAUACGCCAUUGAGUAUCUCAACUCCAUGGAGUUUCCAGGAUUGCCUUCCCAUAAACUCACUCUCAAAGUUGGGGCCCCGAUUAUGCUUCUGCGCAACAUAAAUCAAACAAAAGGAUUAUGUAAUGGUACCCGUAUGAUCCUAACCCACAUAGGCGAAAGAGUGCUUAAGGCAGAUAUAAUUACUGGCUCCCACAUUGGAAAUGAAGUUUUGAUCCCAAGAAUAAUCCUCUUGCAAGGGGAUACACAGCUACCGUUCACUUUACGUCGACGCCAGUUCCCUAUCAGAUUGUGUUAUGCAAUGACAAUCAACAAAAGCCAGGGCCAAAGCUUAAAAGAGGUUAUCCUAUAUCUUCCUAGACCGGUCUUCGCACAUGGUCAACUGUACGUGGCCCUCUCACGUGUAAGAAGCAAAGCAGGACUAAAAAUCAUCAAAGGCGAAGACUCACACAAACAAAAAGUGAAGAACAUCGUCUACAAGGAAAUCUUCAACCGCCUUAAUUCUCAUGAGGUACUCCAGAUACCACCAGAAAUGACUCAGAACUAA